GUGCAUGCCGAGGAGUUCACUGAAAGCCUCACUAAUCCUAUCAGCUCAUCAGCUCCUCGUCCUCUGUCAGGUACAUUGGGAAGAAUGUUUUUCACACGACGCUAUGAGAGUUGUUUUUAAAGCGAGACAGUGGAUUCUUGGAUUUAUUUUACGUCUACAUGACCUCUGAAGAUUUGUAAAAUGGAUUUAUCACCAUGUUUUUUCAACAGUAUCCUCAGGAAAAGUGAUCUGAUGAGGCACAGCAAUCUCGGCCAUCUGAACAUGACAGCUACAGCAGGUGGAUAAGGACUUUGCCUCUUAUUUUUUUUUGCAUCCUUCGGUGCACUUUCUCUUACUAAGACAUAAUUAUCAUCUUCAAAACAUCGGAAAUGGGCUGCUCACCAUCUAAAGGUAACAAUUUUGGGACUUUGGGUCCUUUAAGGAAGGGUCGAAUGCUGCCUCCGGCACCUCAUGAAAGCCAGAGAGACUGUCAGCUUGAAGAUGGACCAAACUGUAACUUGAUUGAAGCUACUGAUGGAGAUACAAAGGAGAGGAAAUCAACUGGACAGGCCCAGUUAUCUCAGAAAGAGGUACUUUUGACCCCACAAAAAAAGAGAUCUGUGACUGAGCUAGCCCCUGAAGCAGUAAACAUGGACAAAUUAGAGAGUCAGGGUAAAGAUGGCAAUGCCUUGUUACAACGAAAGGAGAAACAUGGGGAGAAGCUAGAAGCGAUAGACAAAAAGAAUGCUAAAAAGACAAAGAAAAAUGCAAGAGGUGUGAAGACAGUAAAAAAGAAAGAAAAGGACAAAGACAAAUUCAGUACAGAUCAAAAAGUGGAUUUCCCAGAACCUCUGGUAAAAGCUCACCAAGCUGCUUAUGCCUUUUUGAAUCCUAGCAUAAAUAGAUAUGAUGCAUUACUUGGACUUUUGGAACAAGCAACCCAAACUCAGGUUUCUGUGCAGCCUAUGGUCGCUUUUAUGGCUUUACGUUACGCGGAAAUAAUUCAGGGACUUGAAGAAAUGGCAGAUGAGGGGGAAAAAGUGUUAAAAGAAAAUGGGGAGCAUCUUGCAUGGUCGAGCCAAAUGAAAAACCUCUCAUCUUCUCCACCUCUGAAGUCUGGCUCUGUUAAUACUGAGCCCCCACCAGAUUUGCUGCAGCAGCUGCUUCAGUACACCACACAGAGAAUGCGGAAUGUGUGCCAGACAGUUGGUGGACUUGGGGAUUCUGCUUUAGAGGAGGCGGUAGAGUACUUUGCUUCUGUCUCAGAGCUUUUAGAGGAGAAACUAAGAGUCAAACGUGCAGCCGAGGCACGGCUAUUGCAUCUUUUGUCUCGCAUUGAACUGGCCUCUCUACGCAAACCUGGACCAGAGGAUUCUGCUCUCUUUAGUGAGGACAGUGGUAUUGGGGCUGAGAGUGAAUCUCUUGCUGGAUCUGAUAGACAGCGCAGACGAAAGAGUUGUGAGUCCACUGGGACAAACAGAACUACUCCUGUCAGCCCUAUGGGAUAUAACUCUAUUAACAUUAGGCAAGGAGCCUCACGGCACACAUUUGCAAGUCAAAUAAGUCCAAGUGUUUCCCUCACAUCACUCAACUCAGUAGGUUCUACAUGUACCAUACUGGCUAAUGAACAAAGAGACUCGUUGCUGGGGUCUGUCUCCUGGGAGGGGGACGAUGACGAUGAUGAAGUAGAAGGAGGCAUGGGAGAUACACAAAUAGGUUUUAGACAGCGAUCAAAUUCGUCACCUAUGCACAGUGGACAACCACGUCGACUCCCCCCAAAGCGCAUAGAAAAUCCUAAAAAUGUAGAAAUGACUCUUAAAAUGAAAAAUGCCAUAAGUGGCAGAAUACAGUUUGUUGCAUCACCUAACGCUGGUGCCAAAACAAGGAUAGAAGGCAGCCCUAAAACUAAUAGACGUCAGUGGUCAGACGAUACAGAGCAAUAUCCAAAGCGACCUCAAACAGCUGCACCUACUCGGAAGGCAGUGGUGAAGAAGAGCCCAGUAGCCAAGCAACGCCGAACUCAGUCAGCAGAAUCACUGCGGAGCCGAGGUGAAGAUGCCACACUCCUUGAACUGGAAAGAACUCAAAAAGAUUUAAGUCAGAAGUUGCAAAGAAUGGCUAAAAGUAAGGCAGUAGGGAAUACUAAGACUGUUCCAUCUAAGCAAACUCCAAGAACCUCACCAAUGCAAUCUCCAUCACGUAAUCGCAAAAAUCCCCCAAUAGAGAAGAAUGUUCAAACACCCAAAGAUAAAACAGGCCUUACAAAAAGCAACAACAAAACACAAGAGGUAACAAGUGAUGUUGAAGAAGAUAAUAAACAAAAAGACAAGAAACCACUCAAGGGUCCUAUAAAGGCUACCCCACCUCCUAGCCCUCCUUUAUCACCACGGCCUUCUUCAGGCCUUCACCGUGGAAGGAACUCAGUCAAAAAACUGAUUGAUACAUUUAGCCAAGGAAUAGAGGAACUUGAUGGUCCUAAAGUUCUUGGGCCUCUGAAAGGUGUAAGGAAGUGUGGUGUCCCUGUGUUACCUGGUUUAGGAAAUGUGGAAGCUGUGCUUAGCAGUGGGAUAACCAGCUGUAGACCUGAAUGUGAAUCAGAGAAAAAUGAGUAUUUGGAUCUAGAUAGUCUUCCUCCACCUCCACUCGAAGUGUUAAUGGAUAAUUCCUUUGAAAGUGCCCAUAGCCUUUCAACUGGUGUAGCAGAUGAUGGGGCAACAAAAGUCAGCAAGUCACCAAUGAUAAAAAGGGCUGUCGUCUCACAGCGAUUAAGGGCCUCAGUCCAGACAGUGACUGUGCUGCCCAGUAAAGCAGGUCUGCUACAGGGUUCCAAGGUUAUUUCUCCCACUCAGGCAGCUCAGAAAGAUGCAUCAUUAUUGUCAAAGACCAGUCAGCCAGAUGUUCAACCAGAAAAUGAUGUUAAAAAGGAAAAUGAUUCCUUGUACCAGCAAGCCAGAAAGAUCAUACACCUUAGAAACUCUUCAGGCCUUCAAACUGUAAAACCAUUAAGUUUUGUAAAUCCAUCUGCCAGUCAAGAACAAUCAAGAAAUAUUGAAGAUGAUGGGAAUCCACCAGUGCCUGGACCUAGCUCUACAGUUUCUGCAGUGCCUCCUUUAGUAUUAAAUAGUCAAACACCUGCCACCCCACCAGUGUCAAAGGUGCGAAUGUUACCAUCUACACCCUCUACACCUAGCAGUUUACAUCGAAGACUUCCCAGUCCCCAGAACUUCAGAAGGCAACCUACUCCACCCUCCUCAGCUAGCCCCCCUACCAACAGGAAACUUCCCACACCACCAGCAGUUCAGAGGAGACUCCCCAGUCCACCUGUAGGAAAGCACAACAAUUUAAACUCAAACUCAGUCUCUGCAUACCCUUUCAAAGCUCCAUCACCACCUGCUUCUCCAAAACUACAAAGGUGGUCGAGAGAAAACAGCAGCGAAGACUUAUCUAGUGCUCGAAAAUUCAGCAAUGCACGUUCUGUCUUCUGUCCUGCUUCACCAUCCCUGUUUGAGGCCCAACCCAGCCCGGGUCCCCAACCCCCUCAAGCGUGGACAUCUGCUGGGGUCUCUUUCCUCUCUCGUUCUUGGGGGAGCCGUGGACGGUUUCCUGUAUCUGUGCAAGGACCUCGGCCAUUUAUCCGACGGAGCCAUUCGGACCGGAGGCCAAGUUUGAGCCUGCCAUUACGGUCGCCUGGCAUCUCAGUGGCUGAGACAUGUGGGAGUGAACCAACAAUAUGUUCCCAGGGGCUGGAUGAUGAACCAACCAGGGAGGAUGAUCUAUGGGGUAGCCAAUCAGACCUCAGAGCCACACCACGCUCUGCAUCCCAUCCAGACCUGUGUGUUGUUGGACAGGGCUUGCACAGAGACUAAAAGGGGCCAAUGAAAGGCCAGUGGGAUUAUGGAUUACCAGGUUUUACCAGGGAUUUAAGGUGAUGCUGUUUAUUCCACUGCGACGAGAGGAAGAGCUAAUUUCAUCCUGCCUGUGGUGCCACACCUCACAAUGUUUAUAUGUUUAUAUGUUUAUUUCAGAGGUUUAUGUGCAUCCAUAUUUUUGGCCAUGUAUUCUGUAUAUAAUAUUCCUAGAGUUAUAUGUUCACAUUUUGUAAGGACGUCACAGGUUGUCAUCAAUAUGUCAGGUGGUUGGUUGGAUCAGUGUCUUUCGAAACAUUCAUCAAUUUGCAAAACAGAAAAAAAUAAGAUAAAACUUUUCAAGUUUGCAAUUGUUUGGUUUUGGAAAAUUAAUGAAAAAUGACUUUUUCAGUGGUUUGACAUUUUCCUCUGCUGUCAUUUUUUACUAGUAAAAUAUGUGGCCAACUCCCAAACAAUUUAUUCAGGUGUUGCCUGGCAGUCUUUUUAUUUCUGAAUUGUUAUGAUUCUGUGUUUCUUGAUUUUUUAUUUUAAGUAUUUUUAAUAAAAAGAAAUGGCUAAUACAAUUA
Molecule: messenger RNA, 4411 nt
Organism: Sphaeramia orbicularis (orbiculate cardinalfish)
Lineage: Eukaryota; Metazoa; Chordata; Actinopteri; Kurtiformes; Apogonidae
Gene: pcare1
Product: photoreceptor cilium actin regulator 1
Exons: 2
Coding region: 369-3845 (1158 amino acids)
Source: RefSeq, a predicted model, not a curated record